Eubalaena glacialis (North Atlantic right whale) is the source of this 1359-nucleotide messenger RNA. RefSeq names its product chibby family member 2 (gene CBY2). The record is from RefSeq and is a predicted model, not a curated record. NCBI's taxonomy places the organism in Eukaryota, Metazoa, Chordata, Mammalia, Artiodactyla, Balaenidae. The transcript has 3 exons. Bases 1 to 1359 code for a protein of 452 amino acids.
AUGUCACCCCUGGAAUGUUCUGAGUGUUUUGGUGACCAACUUCUGCAUAGGACCUAUACCUGGCACCUAACAUUGCACUCAAGGCCAAAUUUUACAAGAAAAAGAGAUACCAAAUCUGAAAGCCUAGAAAUUCCAAUAAAUGUGGUUCUACCUCAGAGGGGUACAGCCGAGCCCUUCCUGAGGCUCCACAACUUGUACCCCACCCCGCACUGCGCCAGGCAGGCCGCCCUGCCCAGGCUGAGCCGCCGGGCGGUCAGCCAGCACUCCUACCCGCCGGACCGCUUCCCCUCCGUGCCCCUGGACCCCAUGGAAAGCCCCACCUCCCAGGCGGACCUGGCGCUGGACUACGACCCGCCCCGCGUGCAGCUCAGCGACGAGACGUUCGUCUUCCAGGACGGGCGGUGGGUGAGUGAGAACUGUCGCCUGCAGCCCCCCUACUUCUCCCCGUCCUCGUCCCUCCACCACAAGCUGCACCACAAGAGGCUGGCCAAGGAGUGCCUGCGGCAGGAGGAGAACAAGCCCCUGCGCGCGGAGAACAAGUCCCUGCGCGCGGAGAACCGCGCGCUCCGCGAGGAGAACCAGAUCCUGCAGGCCUUAUGGGAGGAGCGCCAGGCCGCGCUGGGCCGCGAGGACGGCCGGGCCUCCUCGCCGCUACUGCGCAGGGACAACGCCUCGUCCCUGGAGGCGGUGAAGAAGGACCCGGAGCUGCAGGUGCACCGCGGCCGGGAGAGCAGCACCCUGCAGCUCCUCCGGGAGGAGAACCGGGCCCUGCAGCAGCUGCUGGAGCAGAGGAAGGCCUACUGGGCCCCGCCGGACGAGCAGGCGGCCUCGACCGAGAUCAAACCGGCCCCCUCGCCCCAGGAGGCGCCCCACGGGCUGCUGCCGGACCAGGGCGCGGGCCUCUCCUCCCCCUUCGAGGAGCCCAAGGCCCACCAGGGCCCGCAGGAGGACUCCAAGACGCUCCGGGCCCUGCGCGAGAUGCUCAGCAACCUGUCCGGGCAGCCCAGGGAGGAGGCAGGCAAGGCGGGCCCGGGCCUGCCCGACGGCGGCCAGUCCCUGGAGCUGCUGCGGGAGAUGAGCCAGGCGCUGCAGGCCCUCCGCGAGGAGAACCAGAACCUGCAGGAGGAGAACCGGGCCCUGCAGGAGGAGAACCGGGCCCUGCACGUGCUGCGCGAGGAGCACAGGAUUUUCCAGGAGGAGAGCAAGGCGCUGUGGGAGAACAACAAGCUGAAGCUGCAGCAGAAGCUGGUCAUCGACACGGUGACCGAGGUCACCGCCCGGAUGGAGAUGCUCAUCGAGGAGCUGUACGCCUUCAUGCCGACCAAGAACAACAACCCCAAGAAGCCCAGCAGGGUCUGA